Messenger RNA from Pyrgilauda ruficollis (rufous-necked snowfinch), 6032 nucleotides. It is a transcript of the gene PARVA, whose product is annotated as parvin alpha. Gene Ontology annotation, cellular component: focal adhesion; cytoplasm; actin cytoskeleton. Gene Ontology annotation, molecular function: actin binding. The record is from RefSeq and is a predicted model, not a curated record. NCBI's taxonomy places the organism in Eukaryota, Metazoa, Chordata, Aves, Passeriformes, Passeridae. Gene Ontology annotation, biological process: cilium assembly; establishment or maintenance of cell polarity; actin cytoskeleton organization. The transcript is spliced from 13 exons. The coding region runs from base 140 to 1258 and encodes 372 amino acids.
GAGCCGGGAGAGCGGAGCAGGAGCUGCCUCAAAUGCUUGAAAUAAUUCCGCUUCCGUUCAGAGCCGGGAACAGCCUCCCACGGCACCGCGGCCUCGGAGCCGUCUGCUCCGUCCCACAGCCGGCAGCGGCUGGCCCAGCAUGGCAACCUCCCCGCAGAAGUCCCCUUCUUCCCCCAAGUCCCCCACCCCGAAAUCUCCCCCUUCCAGAAAGAAGGAUGACUCCUUCCUGGGCAAGCUCGGCGGCACGCUGGCCAGGAGGAAAAAAGCCAAAGAAGUGUCUGAAUUACAGGAAGAAGGAAUAAAUGCCAUUAACUUACCUCUCAGUCCCAUUCCAUUCGAACUAGACCCCGAGGACACUUUGCUAGAGGAAAAUGAAGUCCGAACAAUGGUGGAUCCAAAUUCAAGAAAUGAUCCAAAAUUGCAAGAACUAAUGAAGGUAUUAAUUGACUGGAUUAAUGAUGUGUUGGUAGGAGAGAGGAUUAUUGUGAAAGACUUGGCUGAAGACCUGUAUGAUGGACAAGUGUUGCAGAAAUUAUUUGAGAAGCUUGAAAGUGAGAAGCUGAAUGUUGCAGAAGUUACUCAGUCUGAAAUUGCUCAGAAACAGAAGCUACAGACAGUGCUUGAAAAGAUCAAUGAAACCCUUAAACUCCCUCCAAGAAGCAUUAAGUGGAAUGUUGACUCUGUUCAUGCUAAAAGUCUCGUAGCGAUACUUCACCUUCUGGUUGCAUUGUCUCAGUAUUUUCGAGCACCAAUCCGACUCCCUGACCAUGUGUCCAUUCAGGUGGUUGUUGUGCAGAAACGAGAAGGAAUCCUCCAGUCUCGACAAAUCCAAGAGGAAAUAACUGGUAACACUGAGGCAUUAUCAGGAAGACAUGAAAGAGAUGCAUUCGACACUUUAUUUGACCAUGCCCCAGACAAGCUCAAUGUAGUGAAAAAGACUCUCAUCACCUUUGUGAACAAGCAUCUGAAUAAAUUGAAUUUAGAGGUGACUGAACUGGACACACAGUUUGCAGAUGGUGUGUACUUAGUCCUGCUAAUGGGUCUCCUGGAAGGCUAUUUUGUUCCCCUGCACAGCUUUUUCUUGACUCCUGAUAGUUUUGAGCAAAAGGUUGUCAAUGUGUCCUUUGCAUUUGAGCUAAUGCAGGAUGGUGGAUUGGAAAAACCAAAGCCAAGACCAGAAGAUAUUGUAAAUUGUGACUUGAAGUCCACGCUGAGAGUACUGUACAAUCUGUUUUCCAAAUACAGGAAUGUGGAGUGAAGAAUUGAUUUGAGUCACAAAGGAGUGUUAACAAAGAAAACAUCAUACCUUGCAUAUCUUCCGUUUGUAUUCCUCUGCAUCUCUAUCCUAAAAGGAACAAAACCAUUUACCUGAAGAAUUUUUGGUUAUUAGUUGAUUAUUCUGGCACUGCUAUUUUCACAGUAGAUUUAAAACUAAUGUAACUUAUAAAGAAAAAGGGAUUGGGGGAAGGUAUCUGGGUAUUUUCUGGGAGAAUUCAUGUAUUGGUUGUCUUCACAUUGUUUUUAAUAGGUAAAGCAACAAUGAAAAAAAAAGUAGUAAGUUUGAUUCAAAUCAGCCUUUGGGGCCAAUCAUAGGAAUAUUCUCUACUGAGUACUUAAUUAUUUUUUACAUAUAACUUUUUUAAUCUGGGAAGGGGAAGAGUAUUUUCUAUCCAUGAUAAGACAGUUCCAUUCUAAUUGUGAGGAAUGUGCAUGGGGAGAAAGAGUUAAAUACACUUGUUCACAUGACAGCUAAGAAGAAGAAACAACCUGCUGAAUAUAUAGUUCCAGUGCUAUUAUUAGGCUUUAAUUUUUUGGGUACAAACUGAAGUGGCUACUCAUUCCUUCAGACUUACAGUGAUGUGAUACUCUGCUUCAAUAUGUGCUAUUGAGCAUUCCACAGAACCACACUUUGCAGCUUGUCACUUGUUUUUGUUGAAGGAAGGGAUCUUUUUUGCAAAGAACACUUUUCAGGAAGACACACCUGUAUAAUACAUAUUUUCUAUAAUAUUUGUAUUAUUACUUCAUUUUAGAAAGUAGAAGAAUGGCUUGUUUUUAUUUUGGCAGUUUAACCACAGGAUUAUCAGAUUGCAAGUUUAGAUUGAUUGCUAAAUAGAAUUUAGAAUUGUCCCUUUGGUUGAUUUUGUGAUGAAUGUAUGUUGCUGCAUAAUGUUCAACACAAAAAAUUAAGAUUCAUUUUCUAGAAAUGGUCAAAACUACUCCCAUCUGCAAAGAUUCCAUUAGAGUGUAAAGUUCUUUGGUGAUUUUACAUGGCUACAAAGAUUUUUUCUAAAAUUUAAUUUCCACCAAUUGAGCUAUUAUCUGUUUGGUUUUAGCUUUAACAAGGACACAAAAGGGAAAUGGGAGUUGAUUCUUCCCUUAGACUGUACCAAGCACCAGUUAUGCUUCCAGAGGAGGCGGGUGGACGCUGCCUGGAUCACUUCUGAAACAAAGUGUUCCAUUGCAACCACAAAUUCUUGGGAUCCUGGUUUACACAGUCGGGAAAAAAAAUUCCUCAGGCUGAAAUUCCUUGAUAACUCUUCAGAAAUCUUGGGAGUGCUUAGUGCAGGAAGGAGACUUGUUAACAGCCAUCCAAUUACAGCAGAGCUGGCUUAGGUCAAAGGAAAAGUGAUCUGUCAGUGCUUGACUCGUCACCAGGAGAAAGGCAGAGCUGGCAAGGUCACUCAGAAACAGCUGGGUGUUACUCAUGAUGUAAAGCACUACAUUUUUCCAUUUUCCAGGGGUUUUUAUUUUUCUUUUAUGUAGAGCUUUCCAGUACAACAUCAGCAUAGAGGGAACUCCAGCAAUUAUUUUCUGUCUUUGCUAAAUGCCAGCUGAUGUUUAGUGAUAAGGUGAUACUGACUUCUGUUGGGGGGCUACAAAAUUAUUUUCCUGAGAAAUAAUAUGAACUUUUCAAAGGGAAAGUCACUAUUCAAUUCAAAGGACAAUACCUAGGUGUUUUCCAUCUCAGAAAUUAUCUGAUUGUAAGAAGCACUCUAAAUAUCUUUAUUAAAAUAUUUUCUUACCUGUGUGUUUUUAAUGGAGGUUGUGAAAUUAGAGGUACAGAAAACAGCAGUUAUUUCCCCUUUACAGGGAGAAAUAGCUGGACAUUUUGACCUCAAUGAAAAUGAACAUUUUCAUUAUUGCUUUAGUAUUUGAGAAGCUAAACAAUAGGAAUUAACCAAACUUUUUUUUGAGCAAACUGAGGCAGAACUUCUCAUGUAUAUAUCAGGAGCAAUUUCAGCUUAUUUUAAUGUUUAACAUGCAAGUUCUUCCUUUGCACACCUAGUAGUAAUUGUAAUAGCUAACUAAAAAACAAAUGAUGUUUUUUAUGCAGACCAUGCUCAGCAACACUUUUACUACAUUUCAACAGUGAUGAAAGAUUUUGACAGCCUUUGUUUUCAGGAGUGCAUUCUUUAAAGAAUUUAUAUGGGUAAAGUGAACACUGAAGCAGUUUUCUUUGCCUGGGCUUGCAAAUAAGUAUUGCUUGUGCUAUAUUGGUAUAACAUUAUUGGAGAUUUAUCUGUCAGGCUCCAUUUCCAUCCUUAUAAAACAUAAAACUGAGACAGAAUUAUUAAAUCCUCAUGCUGAAAUGCAAUUAUGCAGAACCAUAGAAGCAUUUAAACAAUAUCCAACCUUUCCACAAUUAUCUAUCCUAUGGUAAGAAUUUAUGUAAAUUAAAAUCUGCUAUAUAAACAACAGUGUCCUAUGUAAAUAUAGAUCCAUGUGAUAGUUUUAACACUUACACACAAAUAGUAUAUGCUGCCAUGUAGGAGUGGGUCACUGCUUAUAUUUUUGACAGUGUAGAUUUAAAUAGCUAUCAGAUAAAUACAAAAUCUAAUAUAGAGAUUAUAUCUAAUAUUUAUUGCUUUGAUUCAGAAUAUAAGAGAAAUAUAGAAUACUACUGUAGACAGCUUGCUUUACAGCAGUUGGUGUAGGCCAGCCCUUUCCUCCAGGGAAGAGAAAAGUUAUCUAGGCCAAAUUCUGCCACACCUACGUUUCUUUUAUUCUUGAUACACAGCAGUGCCCCCUGACACACUGCUGAGAGCAGAACUCUCCCCACUCUUUAUAUAGAGAUAGAAGUUGUUUAAAUUUUAGCCAAACCCAGGUUUAUUUAUAAUUACCUAAAAUGAUUAAAUGGACCCAAAUCGAUUGAUUUAGCUCACGUGAGACAUGAGCAGCCACCUGGAGAGGCCAGUUCCUCUCCGGGUCCCAGAGGGAGCCUGCUGUCUCAGCACUUCGGAUCCUAAAGCCGAGUAGGGAAAAUCCAAGGCCCUGCCUGAGGAUCUCGUGGUGGUUUUGGGAUCUCACCCACCAGACCAAUGUGCCUGUCUCUUGUGCUGUGGCACACAAAGGCCCACAGGCAGCUGAGCCCACCAAAAGUGGCCAAUUCUUGGCCUGCCUUGAGUAGCAAUCAAGCAGUGAACUUUGCUGCUGCUGGGGCAUUGUGAGACCCCCAAAAGAACCAUUUUCUGUGGGUUCUGAUUCGUGUGCAUCCAGCAAUAUGGUAUCUAGGUUUCUUCUGUGGCUGGAGAUGGGCAUCUUUUCCCUCUUGAUGGAUCCUGGUGUGCUCUUUUAACCACACAGAACUUACUGUUUGGGUUUUUUUUUAAAGAGGAACUACAGGUUUUUCGUAGUGUGUCAAUAAGGUGUUGUGAAAAUAAUUACCUAACAUCCUAAUACCUUGAGGUCAGCUCCUUUCAGAUUUCUUUCUCAGCUGACUGGCUGUUAUUUGUCAUAAAGAACAAGUCCUAUAAAAAGGAAUCUUUGCAUAAUUUUACCCAAGACACACUCGUAAAGCCACGAAUUGGAUUGCUCUGUAUUUCUGAUGGAGUCCAGACAAACCAAGUUUCCUAUUAAAUUUGCUGAAAACUGCAGAAUAUGCAGUUCUUUACAUUUCCUAGUCAGGAGUAGCUCCAUGUUACAGAGGGUAGCAGCCCUUGCAGCUCCAUGGCUCAGGAAUUCAAGUGGACCAGCAGGAGCUGGAUAAGGUCCUAAUCUACUGCAGUGAGUUGUACAAGUGGCAGGAAAUCACCAGAGCCUCUCUUGCAGAGCAUUGCAGUGCUGGGGAAUGGUUGCAUUCAAGCAGACCAUGAUGAUUGGGGUACUUGGUUGGCUUUUGUUCUUUUUUAUUUUAUUUGUGUUCUUUUGUACUUUUUAUUCUGGAAGUAUGGUUUUAAAUUCAUGUUUCAGAUUAUUUUAGCAGACACCUUACUGCAAGCCACAGUGUUGUAAAGCAGAAUGGCUUUUAGAAGUUUAUUUCAUUAGAUAAAUAUGUAUGUGAUAUUUAAUAUACUAGAUGCCAGCCUUAGGUCUAGUUUUUGUUAUUCUUGUUUUCCUCUCAAAACAACCUUCAUUAAUGACCAAGCGUCCAAAGAGAAAACAGUGCCUUGAAGACCAAUUACAAGAUUUUUACACUGUUACCUGUAGUAGGCUUCUGUCAUUUUAUUGUAAGAAUUAGUGUGGGCUUUCUCUUCACAGUCAAAGUACAAUUACAGACUGAAGAAAUCCUUUGUAAAAAGUUACAAUUAGCUUGCCUGAAGGUAUUUUAUUUUGAUUUGUCACAUGAAAAAUUGACAUAGCACCACCAAAAUUUUAAAAUUAGGCAUACCUCAGUAUCCAUGGAUUUUUCCAAAGAGGUUUUGAGUCAUUCAACAUUUACAAGGGCUAAUUUAAUGUAUUCUAAAAAUAUUUUGUCUGACAUUGUUUCUGCAAUAAUGAGAUUUUCUUUUCUGUCUAACAAUUUAAUACCAUGCCUGCUGCAACAAUAAUAGAGUCAUUGGAACAUUUGGUCCUCAAUUUCAGUAUCAAAUUAACUGAGAAAAAAGAAUAUUUUCAAAAUUUGCUGAACAUGUAUCCAAAAUUAAUAAUUAUUAGUUAAAGUUAAGCUGCAUUGCCUUCAACUGCAGAGUUAGUAGCUUUCACAGAAUAUAUGUACUCUGUAAGUAAAAGACACACUCUUGCUGAUUUUUUUUCUGUGCUUUUCCUGAAACCUUUUGUUAUGAUCCACAAUAAAAUCUGCACCUGAAAAUCAA